AUGGAUACUUCCACCCUUAUAUUUAUAGCUACACUUGCGGUAGUCUUCAUCUUCUUGAGAUGGAUAAUCUCACCCAUCCCUAAUGCAAGCAGUGAGUGGAACGAACUUGAAAAUGCAAGAGAAAAUGACGCGAGGACCAAUCGUGUAACCAGAGCAGGCACUCCAGGUAGGAGAAGAGAAGUGACUAAUUCUAUGAUUGAGGUUGUUCAAGCAAUCGCUCCUCAUUUAUCUACUGGACAAAUUAGAAUGGACUUGGAAAGAUCAGGAUCAGUGGAAGUUACUGUUGAGAGAUACAUGGAAGAAGGUGGUUUGCCAUUUCCAGAAGGAGAGUCUGCUAGCGAUCUGCAUCCAUUAGAGGAAUCAGAAAAAACGAACAACCAAUAUGAAUCAGACAACCUCAUAGAUAGAUAUGGAUUAAAUGAAAAGGUAGACAGUGCUAGCUUGGAUGAAUUAGAAGAAGCUACUUGGGGCACUGACAAAAGCGAGAGAAGAGAUUUACUUCAAAAAAGAAGGGAAAAUAUGAUUUUGAAAGCAAGGAAAAGAUUAGCAUCUCAAUUACAAAAUGAAAUAUCAAUGCCUUAG
Priceomyces carsonii is the source of this 582-nucleotide messenger RNA. RefSeq lists its product as uncharacterized. The record is from RefSeq and is a predicted model, not a curated record. The coding region runs from base 1 to 582 and encodes 193 amino acids. NCBI's taxonomy places the organism in Eukaryota, Fungi, Ascomycota, Pichiomycetes, Serinales, Debaryomycetaceae. The transcript has a single exon. Gene Ontology annotation, molecular function: ubiquitin binding.